CGGCCCCACCAUUGCACGCCCCACUCGCGCGCACACCGAACAUCCGCCGCCGCCGCCGCCGCCACAGCAGCAGCAGCAGUCUUUGAUUCUCGUAAAGUCGUAACACAAAAUAGUAAAUACAAUAUCACGAUAUUCAUUAUUCACUAUUCACGGUGAAUAGUGAUAGAAGAAAAAAAAAAAAAAAAAAGUAAAAAUAUCGAAGACAAAAAAAGAAGACUGCGAUAAUACGUAAAGUCGAACGCGUUUCGUUUUUCCGACUUAUCAUCCCGUUGUCGGACUCGGGUACAUCGUUUUGGACUCGUCACCGUGUUUUUGUUGUCCCUCCCGUUACCGACUUUUUUGUUAAUACAUUUUUAUCAUUUGUCCGCCGCCGUCGCCGACCACGACGAUUAAUUAUUAUUGCCGACGUUUUCGUCCCCAAACCCGUUGAUUCUGUUAUCGCGCACCACCUUUAUCCGUGCCCGAUAGAGUAUCGCGUCGUCCCCUGGCGGUUGAUUACCAACACGGAUGUCCGUCUAAAAGGAAUUAAAACCUCUCGCAAACGUGGCGAUUACUGUGAAAUCAAAUUCUAACUAUCGCCGCAGACGUCGUCUCAUUGAUGUGUGACGCCGAGCGAGAUGAUCGAAAACUGUAAUGCGACAGUAGUUGAGUCUGCACAUUAAGAUUUGGCUUGAACAUUCGCUGUCCUCUGUCAUCGGUCCGUUGUAAAUGUUCACUGAUAAUCAAUCACUAUGGGAAAGCUGCUUUCCAAAAUUUUUGGUAACAAAGAGAUGAGAAUACUUAUGCUUGGUUUGGAUGCAGCUGGAAAAACAACUAUCUUGUACAAACUAAAAUUAGGUCAAUCUGUAACGACAAUACCAACAGUUGGCUUCAAUGUAGAAACAGUUAUUUAUAAAAAUGUCAAAAUUAAUGUUUGGGACGUUGGGGGUCAAGACAAAAUACGUCCACUAUGGCGACACUACUACACAGGCACACAAGGUUUGAUCUUUGUAGUAGAUUGUGCAGAUCGUGAUCGUAUAGAUGAAGCUAAGCAAGAGCUACAUCGGAUUAUUAAUGACAGAGAGAUGAGGGAUGCAAUCAUUUUAAUAUUUGCUAACAAACAAGACUUGACCAAUGCAAUGAAACCACACGAAAUACAAGAAAAACUUGGACUAACGAGAAUACGGGAUAGAAAUUGGUAUGUUCAACCAUCGUGUGCUACCACAGGAGAUGGAUUACAUGAAGGCCUUGCUUGGCUCACAUCAAAUUUUAAACAAUGAUAUCAAAGUAUAACACAAUAUUAUACUUUGAAUAUCAUUAUUAAUUUUUUUAAGAAAGCUUAGGACUAAAAGAAAUUCCAAACGUACAAAUUGAGUACAUUAAUUGUUAAUUAUAAAUAAAAGUGAACAUCAAUAUUUAAACUAAGAUGUCCAUUUUAAUAAUAAUUUCUCUGAGAGGACUGGCCUAAUAAAAUACUGAAUUAUUCACAAUUGUUUAAAUAUUAUAAUUAUAAAUUGUAUAAUGUGUACUGAACAAAAUUGUCAUGCGCUAAAACUGCCGAACUAUUUAUUUGAUGUGUAUAUUUGUAAAUUGAUUCCAAAUCAGUAUCAGUAUACAUAUUAGCUUAAACAAUAAAAAGUAAGCAAUAUUAUUUAUAUAUA
Messenger RNA from Melanaphis sacchari, 1640 nucleotides. RefSeq names its product ADP-ribosylation factor 6 (gene Arf51F). Bases 732 to 1259 code for a protein of 175 amino acids. Gene Ontology annotation, molecular function: GTP binding; GTPase activity. The record is from RefSeq and is a predicted model, not a curated record. Gene Ontology annotation, cellular component: cytoplasm. Lineage: Eukaryota; Metazoa; Arthropoda; Insecta; Hemiptera; Aphididae. The transcript is spliced from 5 exons. Gene Ontology annotation, biological process: vesicle-mediated transport; intracellular protein transport.